This is a messenger RNA of Penaeus vannamei (Pacific white shrimp), 1662 nucleotides long. Lineage: Eukaryota; Metazoa; Arthropoda; Malacostraca; Decapoda; Penaeidae. The record is from RefSeq and is a predicted model, not a curated record.
AUGGGUCGCCACAAUCUGCAUGUGCUGUUGCAUACUCAAGUGACCAGACUGGUCUGGGACGAAAACCGAGCCGUGGGCGUGGAAUACGUGCAGUGGGACAACCCUCGUCUCAACGGACCGCUUACGCCCGCGCCGAAGUCAUCUUGUCUGCGGGCGCCAUCCACACCCGCUCAUUCUCACCUACUCGGGCGUCGGACCAGGGAUGUUCUCAAGAAGUUCAAUAUCCCGGAAGUCUCGUCCCUGGGAGGCGUGGGCGGCAAUUUGCAAGACCACCUCAACCUCCCGCUCUACGUGCAAUUGCAGAAACCCGUCGCCUUGAAUCCUGCAAAGCUACGCACGAUUAGCAACUUGUGGGAUUAUUUCAUACAUGGAAAAGGAGACCUCGGCCGGGCUGCCAUCGAGGGCGUGGGCGUGAUGCCCGUCGCCCACAGCCAACCGGAAGUGGGCGUGAUCCUCUUCAACAUGGGCGCCGUGGACAGCCACCUCUACUCGGGCAUUUCCAAUAUGAAACUUGACUACUUCCACUCGACCUUCCCGCACAUGGACAACCAGAGCUCCGAGGGCUUCAUCUUCCUCGCCACCUGCCUCCACCCUAAGAGUCGUGGGCGGAUACGACUCGUGAGCGACGACCCAAGGCAUCCUCCGUCCAUUGAUCCCAACUACCUCCACCACCCGUACGACCUCGCGUGUAUGAGGGACGCCUUCAAGUGGGUGAUGCGGCUGACCCGAACUCGCGCCAUGCAGGAGCUGGGCGCCUCCGUCCACCUCCCCCGCUACGACGAGUGCGUCCGGAAGAGUGGGCGUGGGGGUGAGGGCGGCGGGGAAGACACGCGCGCUCUCUACAACGAGUACGUGUCGUGUCUGGUGCGAGUCGGGGCUAUCACGGGCUACCAUCCCCUGGGCACGGCGCGGAUGGGGAGGGCCAGCGACCCCGAGACGGUGGUGGAUCCGGAGCUCAGGGUACUGGGCACGAAGCGGUUGCGAGUGGCGGAUGCGUCAGUUAUGCCCACGCAUAUUUCGGGCACGCCGAACUCUGCCAUUCUUGUCAUCGCGGAGAAAGCCGCCGACAUGAUCAAGGAGACCUGGAACGACGAGAAGAGCUUAGCCCAAGAAAAGAUUUGCUCGAGCUCUCCCGACUGCGAGGAGAAGCUCUUAGCCAAGCUCUCCAACGCUGCCGGGUUCUCCGUCACAGCAGCGCCCUCCCUCACCACCGUCGUCACCACCACACUCCUCGUAUUCACCACACGUACCCUGGCUGCGUCAUAACUAGUUUUGUCUUUGUUUUUUUUAUUACUUAUAAGUAGAUUUGUCUGUUUUCUUUUCUUUUCUUUUUGUUAUUUAUUUUUGUCUUCUUUUCUUUCUCUCUACAUGAUGAAUCAGCUAUAGUAUACUUUGCUAUGAUUGUUGUUUUUGCUUUCAUUUGAUUGUUGUUAAAGCGAUUGUUAUUUUUAUUGAUAUUACUGAUAUUAUUGUUAUUAUUAUUAUUAUUACAAUUAUUAUCAUUAGCUCUAUUUUUAUUAAUUAUUCAUAUCAUAUGUUCUACACAGACAAAAUGAAUCUUUAAUUUUCAGAUUUCAGAGAAAAUGUCAGUCACUUUGCUAAUACCUAAAUUCUGUAUAACAUGUAAUAAAGCAAUCUUUCGUGUAAUUUACAUAAUAAAAG